Messenger RNA from Manihot esculenta (cassava), 1642 nucleotides. RefSeq names its product abscisic acid 8'-hydroxylase 4. Gene Ontology annotation, molecular function: iron ion binding; heme binding; (+)-abscisic acid 8'-hydroxylase activity. Gene Ontology annotation, biological process: sterol metabolic process. Bases 67 to 1503 code for a protein of 478 amino acids. NCBI's taxonomy places the organism in Eukaryota, Viridiplantae, Streptophyta, Magnoliopsida, Malpighiales, Euphorbiaceae. The record is from RefSeq and is a predicted model, not a curated record. The transcript has 9 exons.
CUCUACCAAUGAUCACAUUACCAGAACCCAUCUGAAAGAGAGAGUUUUAGAGAGAGAGGGAGAGGCAUGCAUAUUUUCAUGUCGAUUGCUUCUAUUAUGAUAUACAUAUGCCUCUCUCUCUCUAGCCUUCUCUCUUACCUAUUCAUCAAGAAGAAAACGAGGGCAUCCAAACCAAGAGCUAAGCUUCCUCCUGGUCCUAUGGGGUGGCCUUAUGUAGGUGAAACUCUAAAACUCUACUCUCAAGACCCAAACGUCUUCUUUGCAACAAAGCAACUAAGAUAUGGAGAAAUAUUCAAAACCCACAUACUUGGCUGCCCAUGUGUCAUGUUGGCUAGCCCUGAAGCUGCAAGGUUCAUGCUGGUGACCCAUGCUCACUUGUUCAAGCCAACGUACCCUAAAAGCAAAGAAAGGCUAAUUGGACCUUCAGCUCUAUUUUUUCACCAAGGGGAGUACCACACUCAGCUGAGGAAGCUAGUUAAAGGUUCGUUGUCUCCGGAAACUGUUCGGAAACUAAUUCCUGAUAUCGAAUCCAUAGCCAUGUCUGCCUUGGAAUCAUGGGCUCAUGGCCAUACCAUCAACACCUUCCAUGAGAUGAAAAAGCUUUCUUUCCAAGUAGGGAUUCUUUCUAUCUUUGGUGUCUUAGACAGCAACUACAGAGAGAAGCUAAAUGAGAAUUACCACAUCAUGAAUAAAGGUUACAAUUGUUUUCCGACAAAGAUUCCUGGAACUGCCUAUCAAAAAGCUCUUUUGGCAAGGAAAAGACUCAAUCAAAUUGUGGGUGAGAUCAUCUGUGAAAGAAAGGAGAAAAAAAUGGCAGAGAAGGAUCUGUUGGGUCGUCUUCUCAAGUUCAAAGAUGAGAAUGGGCAAAUUUUAACUGAAGAUCAGAUUGCUGAUAACAUUAUAGGAGUGCUUUUUGCAGCUCACGACACUACUGCUGCUGCUCUAACAUGGAUUUUAAAGUACCUCCAUGAAAACCGGACACUCCUCGAAGCUGUUAAGGCUGAGCAAAUGGCAAUACGAGAAGCAAAUAUCAGAGGAAAUAAAUCCUUGACAUGGACACAGACAAGGAAUAUGCCACUUACGUUUAGGCUGCAGGUUGUAUUAGAGAGUUUAAGAAUGGCGAGCAUUAUAGCUUUCGUGUACCGGGAAGCAAUAAUUGACGUUCAGUAUAAGGGAUAUCUAAUACCCAAAGGGUGGAAGGUGAUGCCACUGCUCAGGAACAUUCAUCACAAUUCAGAAUUCUUUCCUCAUCCUCACAUUUUUGACCCAUCAAGAUUUGAGGUUUCUCCAAAACCCAACACCUUCAUGCCCUUUGGCAAUGGAUCUCAUGCUUGCCCAGGCAACGAACUUGCCAAGCUGGAGAUGCUUAGCUUAAUCCAUCAUCUAAUAACCAAAUUCAGGUGGGAAGUAGUGGGAUCAGUCGAUGGGAUUCAAUAUGGGCCAUUCCCAGUGCCUCAACAGGGACUACCAGCCAGAUUUUGGCCAGAAGCAACCAGCCUGUAGGAAGAUUAGAAUUAGAUUAGUGCCUCAUCACAAUUUUUUAUUACUACUCUUCUGGCCCCAUUGUUUUUCUACUGCUUGUAAUUGUAAUCUUUACCAUUUUUGGACAUAUGUGUGUAAUAAAAAUAAAUAUAUAAUUUUC